Molecule: messenger RNA, 2607 nt
Organism: Serendipita indica DSM 11827
Lineage: Eukaryota; Fungi; Basidiomycota; Agaricomycetes; Sebacinales; Serendipitaceae
Source: the annotation of a GenBank genome assembly
AUGUCUAAUACACCACGCUCGCGAUCGCGCCUAAAGAUGGACUCGUCGCCGUCUUUUGGGGACUUUUCACCUAUUGGAAUCGAAGACCUCGAGGCACUCAACCGUGCAGAAGCCGCGCUGACACAGGCCCCAGCCAUUAGCCCACUCGCUAGAAAGCGCAAACGUAGCCCCUCUCCUGCCUCGCCAAGGCAUCUCAAGUUGCCUUCAAGGCCUGUAAAUCUGUCAAAUGUUUUGGCAUUAACCCCGACGGAAAAAGUGCCUGCUCCCAAAGUUGACAUUAAGAAGCCGUCCGAAGAGUCUGCUACGUCGGACGAUUUUGAUAAUGAAUUCGACGAUUUGGAUGUGCAUGAUCUACCAGUUGAAGACAACUAUGCAUCAUGGUUCCAACCAGCAACCGGAGAUGUCCCGACAUUCGUCUCCUUUACACGACCCUCUGCGGGCCCACUCGGUGGAAAACCCAAAGUCAUCCAGCCCUCUGCAGCUGCUUUGCAGGCGGCAAGAAAACUGAUCGAAUCUGUCGAAGCGCAAGUGGAUGAUGAAGCCGCCUCUGUUUCAGCUCCCAAGCCUCCUAAUUCAGGCGUCUCCAAGCCGGCGGUCGCAUCCAUCGCUAAGCUCAACAAGCCUCGAGCUUCAAUGAAUGCGGGCAUGCACAAAGAGAUUCCAGCCACACCCAGACCUCUUCCCACAUCGAAACCUCUUCCCGUGCAAUCACAGCCCGUAGAGCAGUCAAAAGACGAGCAGCCGCAGCAAGCUACGCCACAAUCAACUAUCCUCGCUCCUUUCAAUAAUACUGGAUCUCCUCAAUCUGCGCCAAACUUUAUUGAACCGAAGCGGGUAGUCGUAACAGCUCCAAGUACUUCUGUCACCCCUCAGCGGACGGUGGGUGCUAGAUCAGCGUUGGAGUCACCUAUUUCAGUCGCCCCGAAACAUUUGGGAAUGCGCAAUCGACCUCGGGGAUCACUCAGGUCAAAGUUUGCCACACCAUGGAAGCAAGGAGUUGUUGCCGAGCCAUCGAAAGCCAUGACACCCAAGCCUGCACUGAAUGCUACUGAUUCGAAGUCUUCGACCUCUAAAGUCUUGGAGAAGGAGCAGUAUCGGCCUCCAAUACGUAGAAGGGUUGUACUACUACCUCAUUCAGUCUUUGACCUUAAUCCUCCUGAAAAACGCCAGUCACUUUGUGAGCUCGCCCCUGUCAAGAAGCGUUCAGUCAAAGACGCAGAAGAGCAAGGAAUCCACUCUGCUGUUGGAGAUAUAGAACCUUGGAAUGCACUCUACUGGGCUUUUGAGGAGGAUGGAGAACGUAAAGGUGUUGAAGCCGCUUCUGAGGCACUCAAAAAAGCAGGUUGCACACUACUUGAGAGGGAAUGGCUGCAAAAUCAUUGGUCGUUGAUCAUUUGGAAGCUCGCGAAUACCGUACUCAUGUGGCCAGCAACCCAAGCGGAACGAUGGUCAUUCCGUGAGGUACUCAACCAGUUGCUAUACCGUUAUGAGCGAGAAAUCAACAGAUGCCAACGACCCGCCAUCCGUCUUAUCCAGGAGCGAGACGCGAGUCCCAAUGCUGUGAUGAUUCUCUGUGUUUAUGAAAUUGCGUGGCCAAACCACGAUCAUGGUGAUGCGCUACCGACUGAGUUGGUUCUAACAGAUGGAUGGUACAAAAUUCGCGCGCAAAUCGACGUAGCAAUCGGACGUGCUGUAAAGCGACAAAGGAUUCGAAUAGGCACCAAGCUGGAGGUUAUCGGAGCCAAACUGGAUGCCCAUCGAAAAGAUGCCGACGACGUUCUCAAAUCGUUCAACUCAUCUUCUAUCAUCAUUACUGGCAAUGGCACACAUCUAGCUCCGUGGCACUCCAAACUUGGGUUCAAGGGCCGACCGUCGAUUCCAACUCUCAACAGCUUAACUCACGAUGGCGGUGUUGUCCCAUUAAUGUUUGUUACCGUCAAAGAAGCGCUUCCCCUUGCUUUCAUAGAGAUGGAACCCGGCAAAGAGAGGAUUACUCGUGAUGAGAACGAGGAAAGAGCCGAACGAACUCGAUGGAUGAAACAAAGAUCUGAUGAAGAGUCAAGACUGAAGGAGGAUGCUUGCAAGCAAAUGGAGCGGAUACAAGCGACGAUCGACUAUUUGGAGAACAUGGCUGGCUCUUCAAUGUCGCGUGCUCGAGCUUCACAAGGCUCACCUCCCGAGGCUAUUGACUCGGUCCUUGACGACAUUGAAGACUCGGACAAUCCCAAGUCAGUGGUCAAAUCUUUAUCGCCUCUUGACGCGGCAUGGGCGGCACUUGCGCUGCAAGAGCGAUUGUCGAAGAAGCAGGAGAGCCUUAGUGCGGAGAUUGAGGCUGAACUCACAUCGUCCUUCCCAGCACGCAAUGUUCGUUCGAUGCGAGUUCUGCAGAUUCAAGACGCUGUUGCUUCUCCCAAGCGAGGCGUUCGAAAGGCUCAAGUCACCCUUUGGAACGCGGAAGAGAUGGAGCCAAAUGCCAUUGUCCGGGGUAAGACAUACAUGGUGACCAAUCUUGUGCCGACGCUGCCCAAAGGAUGGACAAAGUCGGAGGCGUACUUGUUCACGAGAAGGGAUACACAAUGGAGAAAGGUCACAUUGCCUUCAAGCUAA